GUAUUCAUUCCGUGUUUCCGUCUAUUUUGGGUUCUCUUUUUACAAAGCGACUUAUAUUUCCGGUAUGGUGUCGGGGCAUGGCGCCGAAAAACAAGAAGGGAUGGUUUGUUAAAAAGGGACAUGGUAAACAAGUAACAGCAUUGUCUAAAGGUAGAAACACUCGUUGGAAUUCAGAUUGCUGUUCAAGUUCGAAUUUAGGGCCGAUUUUAUUCGCAGAACUUGAUCACAGUUACGACUCGUGUAGUGUAAAUAAAGACCCUGUGUAUAAUGUUUCAAGACAAGAAGACAUUGUGACAACCUUAUCUAACGAUGAAGAACCUGGAUGGCGAACGGGAAGGCGAGUUAUUGAGUUAGGAACUUUAGCAGAUGGUCUGAAAGCGUGUAAGCUAUGUAGCCAGCCAUUACAUUUGAUAAACACUGUUGGUGAGAGGAAAUUUGGGCUAGCGCAAAUUUUAGAAGUGAAGUGCACGUAUUCGGAAUGUGGCCUGGUUAAUGACAUUCCAACUGGAAGUAACCAUAAAACAGAGAAUGGAGGACAGGCUUGGGAUGUGAAUACCAAGUUAGCUGCAGGGAUGAUAAAUGAAGGUUUUGGGGAGACACACAUUAACAGUAUUCUUGCUGCCUUGAACAUUCCAAGCAUCACCCAAAAAGCACUUAAGAGGGGGGAGAGAGAAGUCGGACACCAACUUAAUUUUAUGGCAGAUGAAUCAUGCAAGAAGCAGUUAAAUAAAGAACUAGAAAUGAGUGAUGGAAAACUGACCGUUUCUUUUGAUGGUGCCUGGCAAAAGCGUGGGACUGGUCAUGCUUAUAACAGUCUAACAGGACAUGCCACAUUAUUUGGAAAAAAAACAAAGAAAUGCAUUAAAUAUGCUGUUAAAGGACAGAGAUGCAGGAUAUGUGAUGCGGCAAAGGACAAAGGAGUUUGUCCACGAAAACAUAACUGUUCACGUAAUUGGUCCGGUUCUUCAAAAGCCAUGGAACCGGCCAUGGCUUGUGAAAUGGUGCAGAGCAUUUAUGACGAUGGAGAAAAGGUAGAUACGCUUGUAAUGGAUAAUGAUUCCACUACUAUUGCUCGGCUUAAAGCCACAGUUGACAAUACCAUAUCCAAGCAGGCUGAUAAAAACCACACCAAAAAAGGGUUCACAAAUGCAUUGUUUGAGCUGAGCAACAACCACAAGAUCCUGAAGAAUACAAAAGUUCGCAACCAUAUAGAGAAAUGUUUCAUAUAUUGCGUAAGUCAAAACGAGGGCAAGCCAAAAGAAAUAGCUGAUGGAUUGCAGAAUAUAGUCCCUCACUUAUACGGAGAACAUGAUGGUUGUGGCUUAUGGUGCAAGAAUGAAAAAAAGGACUACAAACCAAGAAAUUUACCUUUUGGGAAACCAUUGAAUUGUGAUACAUACCAGUCAAAGAUUGGCAUUGAAGAAGAUUUAGAUCUUGAGGACAUUGAUCUCACUCCAGUAUCUUUUCCAAAGGAUGGUAGUGAAAUUAUUUUUGACUUGGAAACUACUGGUCUGGCUCGGACAUCUGAUAUUAUUCAGAUAGCAGCAGCCUCUGGAGACGAGGAAUUCAGUAUAUAUAUGACCCCAACAACAGAAAUUAGUAUUGGAGCUUCUGAGGCCACAGGUUUAACUUAUGUUGGAGGUGUCCUGAAACACAGAGGCCAGGCCGUGAGUUGUGUUACUCCCCAGGAAGGACUUUCACAGUUUCUAAAUUUCAUCAAGAAGUUUUCAAAGCCAAUUCUGGUGGGACAUAACAUUCAGAGUUUUGAUUUGCCAGUCUUAAUAAACCAAUUUUCUAGAUAUAAUUUAUAUACAGAUUUCCAUAAAACAGUGUUUGGAUUCAUUGACACAUUAAAGGUAGCAAAGAGAACAUGGAAAAGGCCUGAAGUUGAGAACUACAAGCAAGAAACAUUGGUCAGAACUUUUCUGGACUUGAAAUAUGAUGCUCAUAAUGCUUUGGCAGAUGUACAAUCCCUGCAAAGGUUGUAUAAGAAGAUGAUGGCAAACUGUCUUCUUUCAAGUGAUCUGUUUACUCUUAAUUACUAUGCAUGUAAGCAAUCACUUGACCCUUUAGUGAAAGACAAAGUAAUUUCAAGCCAAACAAUGAAGAAACUUCUUCAGUGCUCACUCAGUUUGUCCAAACUUAGAAGUAUUCAUAAACGUGAUACCUUUAAUGGAAUUAGAAAUGUGUUUGUGGAGCAAUGUGAAGGGUCAAAAGUCCCCAGAAUCUCCAAGUCUAAGGCAGUUAUUGAAAAACUCAUUACAUAUCUGAAUACAUGA
Saccostrea cuccullata (small rock oyster) is the source of this 2279-nucleotide messenger RNA. RefSeq lists its product as uncharacterized. The transcript is spliced from 8 exons. The coding region runs from base 78 to 2279 and encodes 733 amino acids. Gene Ontology annotation, biological process: DNA catabolic process. NCBI's taxonomy places the organism in Eukaryota, Metazoa, Mollusca, Bivalvia, Ostreida, Ostreidae. Gene Ontology annotation, molecular function: 3'-5'-DNA exonuclease activity; nucleic acid binding. Gene Ontology annotation, cellular component: cytoplasm. The record is from RefSeq and is a predicted model, not a curated record.